AAACCAGAAUCCAAUUACUUAAACUCCUUAAAAUUAAAAGAAAGAUCAUAAACCAGAUCAUAAACUCCAGUCAACCUUCCACUCCCCUCCAGAAUCCAACUCCCAAACAUACUCUUAGGGAAGAUCAGGUCACGAGGGAGGUCUUACUCCACAUAAUUUUUCCAUCUUCACCGAGCAGCUUAGCAGUUGAGGAAUAAAAAGAUGAAGAUGGUAAUGAAUGUGGUGAGUUAGUUUUGUAGGGAGCAGUCUCGAAGGGGAGAAUGAUCGAGAGCUUAUCGCGUAGGGUUUGGUUCUCGCCGUCCUGGUGCAGCACACUUCUAUCGACACAACAACGUGUCGGGUUGCUCUGGAUGGAUGACCGUGGCAGCGAGAAGAUGGAGGAUGCAGCGGGAGAGCGGCGCAAGGAUGAUCGAGUCCAUGAAGGCAAAUUGGUGGAUAACAAACCAGGUCUUAAGGCUUUGACAGACAUGGUUAGCGUGGUGAUUUUGACUGCUAAAUUCGAUGGCAUGGAUGUGGGUCAUAUGGCGGGUACGCUACUGAUAGAAGAUGUUGGUGCUUCAGAAUCCGAAGCCGGGGGAACAACGAGAGAAGGAAUCAAUCGAGCAACGAUCCGACCUCCUCCUGAACCACCGCCAGGGAUUGAACGAGGUGCUAGGGUUCAAGACAGUUAUUUUGCUUAUUUAGUUUUUCUCAUGCUUUGUCUUCCUCCGAUGAGUUUUUUCCUUUGGAUUCUUGUUACUGUCUAUGUUGCUAGGUUUGCCAGUUUGUUUGGGUUUUUAGCCUUUUUUGUGUCAUUGGGUAUGUUUGGAUCUAUGGGAAUAAGGGUGGCUGUGUCAAGCCCGAUACAUGGUUAGCGAUUCGUGUUGCUCUUUCAGUGGUGACCGUCUCCAAGUCUGACCAUAGGGUUUACAAUUAUAGUUGUUGGUGUUUAACUGGUGUCAGGUUUAUUUUUCCUUUGAUUGAUCUAAUGAUCCUGAAACUAGUUAUAUCAUAUGAAAAGAGGUUGUUUCGUUCAAAAACAAAAACUUUGAACACUUUGGAAUAACAUGGUACCCUCUACUGAA
This is a messenger RNA of Cuscuta epithymum, 1064 nucleotides long. The record is from the annotation of a GenBank genome assembly. NCBI's taxonomy places the organism in Eukaryota, Viridiplantae, Streptophyta, Magnoliopsida, Solanales, Convolvulaceae.